AAUCGGAAGUUCCCUGUAAAUUCACUCAAGAUUUACUAGACAGGAACAACAGGGAAGCGAAAACAGCCUCCACAGAUCACGUGGUAUCAACUUCUCGGAACCGAAAUUGCAAAGACGAACAAAGGAAUUUACUGAUGUAGGUUCCCUUAAAAACACUUUCCAUCACUUCGCCAUGCGAGUACAAAUCUGAACAGAAGUGCUUCCCCGUCCAGCAAGUGCUGUCUGAAUUAAAGACGGAAUUAAAAUUUUAAUAAAGAAAAUUUAGUGAUGAAUCGAAGUUUCACGAUAGUUUUGACCCAACUUCUAGUGGAUUCUAACAUCCGUGAAGUUAGAACAGCCAAAAUAACUGGACCAGAGGAAUUACAAAGACCACAACAAAUUAUUAAACAAAGCAAAAAAGGAGGAGGGUACUAGAAGAUGAAAACAAUCCGUAGGAUGUUGAGGACUUCAUUGCUAUGUCUGACAGGCCUGAUGUUAUGUGGUGUUCUGCUGAGUGUUUAUAAUAUUGGGAAGUUUGACAAUCUUGAGGGAAGAUAUUCAAGUCUUCACAAGGCAGACGAUACAAGCAGAACGGAGAAACGUGGAACACUCGUCGGAAGCUUGACAAUACUGAGGAAUCCUUGCCCCGAAGUGGGCCUCACUCUCGUUUCUGCGUUCUUCGAUUUAGGAGAGUUCGUGAAAGGGGAGGAACGGCGCACAGUGGAAGACUACCUCUCGUGGAGUGAAGCCUUUCGCCAUGUUUUCAACCGCCUCGUGUUUUACACCGACUCUCAGAAGUUUGCACAACACAUCGGGAGCCUGCGGUCAGGAAUGGUUCCUGAUCUUACUCACAUCAUAGUCGUCAACAGGUCUGAACUGUGGUCAUUCAAACUGAGAGACCCAAUCGCUCGCCUGUACUCCAAGCAAGACUACCCGAACUAUCCACCCAACACAGAAGUACCCGAAUAUUCUUGUGCCAUGCACUCGAAGUACGCGUGUCUAGAGGACGCCAUGUCACGACAUCCACCCCUGGUGACGUCACAGUUCGUGGCUUGGAUAGACAUCGGGUACUUCCGUGACUUGGGGAACACAACAGCAGACUACUGUGUCACACCCCCGAAGGAAAUAAGCGAGACUAAAGUGUUGUUUAAUCAGGUGUUUCGUCCUGACUUCAGCCUGACGCCGCGCGACAUCUUCUACACGGACCGCGUGUGGGUGGGAGGCGGGAUGUUCCUAGGAGCUCGCGUUGCCAUGGUGACGUUCUGUGCGGAGUACAGGCGGACUGUCACCUUCUUCCUGUUUCAACGUCACCUGUGCUCUACAGACCAACAGACACUUUAUGCCAGCGCAACACAAGAGGGCAAACGAGAGGUCAACCUGUCGGCAGGCAUUGAUGUCACCCCGGAGAUCAAUGAAUGGUUUUGGCUGGGGAGGUCACUCCUUCGUCAAGUUAGAUGACCCUGAGCCUCACUGACCUGAGACAACGUGGAGCAAACAACAAGACUGGAAGAGAAUGGUACCUGAACAAUCACAUAGAGGUAAUAGAAUCGACUCUUGGCUUUAGUCGGUCAACUCGUGCGAGGGGUCAAAUGGUGACAUGGUCUAAAAGUCAUCGAACAUUGCAGAUGUGAGGAUACUUUUCACACGAAAUUCUACGCAC
Pomacea canaliculata is the source of this 1639-nucleotide messenger RNA. RefSeq lists its product as uncharacterized. The coding region runs from base 418 to 1437 and encodes 339 amino acids. The transcript has 5 exons. Lineage: Eukaryota; Metazoa; Mollusca; Gastropoda; Architaenioglossa; Ampullariidae. The record is from RefSeq and is a predicted model, not a curated record.